This is a messenger RNA of Suillus subaureus, 1209 nucleotides long. RefSeq names its product xylose isomerase-like protein. Gene Ontology annotation, cellular component: nucleus; mitochondrion. The record is from RefSeq and is a predicted model, not a curated record. The coding region runs from base 1 to 1209 and encodes 402 amino acids. Gene Ontology annotation, molecular function: phosphoric diester hydrolase activity; zinc ion binding; DNA-(apurinic or apyrimidinic site) endonuclease activity. NCBI's taxonomy places the organism in Eukaryota, Fungi, Basidiomycota, Agaricomycetes, Boletales, Suillaceae. Gene Ontology annotation, biological process: base-excision repair. The transcript has 11 exons.
AUGGUUCAGACUAGAAGCUUCACUGCCGCUGCUGCACCGAUCACCUUGACGUCAUCCGACUCUCACCCGGAGUCCUCCAAACGUCGAAAAGUAGCAUCAGCAGAUGAAUCAGAACCCGCCACGAAAAAACCCGCGCAGAAGAAGCGGAAAAAGACAAAGGAUGAACCUUUAACGGAAGACUUUCCAGUACGUGUCUCCAGUCCGUGGAAGAUCGGAGCACAUGUAUCAGCCGCAGGAGGAGUUGAGAAUGCUGUUCGAAAUGCAGCGAUGGUUGGCGCCAACGCAUUCGCUCUAUUUGUCAAGUCCCAGCGGAAAUGGGAUUCCCCACCACUUUCCGUCGGAAACGUCGAUGCGUUUAAGAGACGGAUGCGAGAGUUUGGGUAUUCGCCGAAGCAUGUUCUUCCCCACGGUAGUUAUUUGGUUAAUCUGGGAAACCCGGACGAGGAGAAGAGGCAGAAACCAUUCAACUGCUUCCUCGAUGACCUUCAGCGGUGCGAACAGCUUGGCCUCGAGCUGUACAAUUUUCAUCCGGGUUCGACCGUUGGGCAGGCCACAAAAGAAGAGUCGAUAGCCUUUAUUGCUGAAUGUAUCAACAAUGCGCACAAAGCAACAAAAUAUAUAACAAUUGUUAUCGAGAACAUGGCAGGUUCAGGAAAUGUUAUAGGCUCUCAGUUUUCAGAGCUGAAAGGGAUUAUUGAUCAUGUCGAGGACAAGACGAGAGUAGGCGUUUGCCUUGAUACCUGUCAUGCGUUCGCUGCAGGAUACGACAUCUCAACAAAAAAUGGAUGGGAUGCAAUACUCUCCGCGUUCGAUACCGAAGUCGGACCAUCAUAUCUCAAGGGGUUGCAUUUGAAUGACUCCAAAGCCGCCCUCGGGUCAAAAAAAGAUCGACAUGAAAAUAUUGGGCUCGGACAUAUUGGUAUUUCUACGUUCAGGCACGUCGUAUCCGACCCGCGGAUGCAAGAUAUUCCUCUCAUUCUCGAGACCCCGACUUUCGAAGCAAUAGACAUAUGGACCAAGGAGAUAUCGGCUCUCAAUUGUCUCUCGAAUUUGGUCGACGAUGUUCCAGAGACGGAACUGUCGUUGGUUAAUGAAAUCACAUCUUUGGUGCGAAGCCACGCGACGAACAAGACGGGGAAAGCGAGCAAGACCCGUGCACGCAAACGGGAUGCGACGGAGGACCAGGAUCAUGACUCUGAUUGUACUUAG